This is a messenger RNA of Mesocestoides corti, 1044 nucleotides long. Lineage: Eukaryota; Metazoa; Platyhelminthes; Cestoda; Cyclophyllidea; Mesocestoididae. The record is from the annotation of a GenBank genome assembly.
AUGGAAAUAUUUUACCACUUCGAUGGGCUGGCAACCAUUGUCUACACUGAUGCACCAUUGAUAGUUCCUUUGGACAGUCCUCCUCCACAAGCCUUUCUUCGUGUUCAAUUUCCCAACGAUCUCCCUUGUUCAACCAAACUCACCGUCAUUGUAGUCUUGAGCCCCGAAAGAAACCUGACUCGAGUUCGUCGGAUUAUAAAUGGCGAGUUGGCCAAGAAGAACAGGUACCCCUUCAUCGUGUCCAUCCAAGCCAAACUCAGCAACGACCUGCACUCGCUCCUCUUCGGUGGAAUCGAGCACUUCUGCGGUGGGGCUCUAGUCGCCCCGAGGUGGAUUCUCACAGCCGCCCACUGCAUGUACGCCUAUUCCAAAGAUGGCGAGCUGAUCCCCCUUCUGACGCCCAAGUCCUGGCACGUAAGAAUGUCGACAGACAAGCUGAAGCCGUCAACCAUAGAUCGCCUAAAGGGCUUCUUUCAUCGAGCAUUUAACACACUUUUUGGAUACAUUAAACCCCAGACUUUCUACCACAUCGAGAAAUUCGUCCUCCACCCGCACUACGUCGAAGGCUACCUCGAAAACGAUAUCGCCUUGUUGAAGUUGAAGGAGCACGUCCAGGUCCAUCGAAUGAACACCCUAGACGUGAUUAAGCUUCCUGACCCAAAGUUGGUGGGUGAAAUGUGGCCAAAAACGGGACAGGAAUGCACGGCAAUCGGAUGGGGCUGUGCCUGCGCCCACUGCCCGCCGGAAAUGUACAUGAAAACAAUUAAGAUGCCGAUCAUCGACCCCAGGAAGUGCAAGGCCAUGUACAAGGCUCCGAUCAACUUAACAGUGGCCAAGGAGUUUUGUUCUGGAUUCUUCAACCGCAAUUCAGGCAUCUGUCCGGGCGACAGUGGGGGUCCAUUGGUCUGCGACUUCAAUGGAAACCAGCUGCUAGCCGGGGUGGUUUCCGCCACGCACGCCAAAAAACCCGAGAGCUUCCCGGCUGUCUUUACGCGCGUCACCUACUUCAGGGAUUGGAUCUUGGAGACUAUUAAGAACAACUAG